AGCCGCCGGGCUGCCGCAAAGCGCCUGGCUGAGCCAGGGGCCGGGGUGAAGGUGUGCGUCGCCCCCGGGGGCGGAGAGGCCAUCGCCGGCGGGGCGGGGGUAAGGCAGCCGCCUGGCCGCGUUACACGUCUAGGGCGGCUGGGGCUACGGAGAAGAAGAGGAGGAGGAAGAGGAAUAGAUUAUUCAUGACAGGAGGAAGGGCGCGCUUUUACAGCGCUGGGCUUGCGGAGCAGGAGCGCCCACGGCUCGCAGGUGUUGCAGGGGUGCCUGGCCCGGCAGCGAGGAGGAGCUGCUGCGCCCUGCCCUGCCUUGGACAGGUUUUGCUGGAAGCUGCGCCUAGAGCGAAAGUAACCCUCCUGCCCUCUCAGUAGUGGCAGUCCCCCUCGUCCCCCUUCGGUAUGAGCAGCCCUGUGCAGGUGCGUGGGCUUGUAUUCUUUUCGCCCGCCACGCGGUCUUGGACGGUCACAGGAAAGGUUGUACAAGCGGGCACGGAAGCACCGUGCCGGCGACGAGCUCAGACAUCCCUUCGCUUGCAGGGCUGGGGAUCACGUUAGGACCCAUGUACUUGAAAACGAUUUGUUUCCCAGGACCAGGGAAGGUGAAGACGUGCUUAAAGCACAGAGUGUAACCUCUGUGUUUCGCCCAUCUGUAUCCGUCUGGAUAAAGUCAGCACCGUUUUGUUCCUCAACCUGCCGGUGGAAUAUUUAGGGAUGCAUAAAUAAAAACGGUGGUAUGGUGCUUUUGGCCAAAUCAUUUGCAACAUCCAAUGAUCUAAAUUCAGACUAGAACCUUGUCCAUAAUCUUGGGCAUAAAUAACUAAAGCAAGAGCGUUAAAUGGGUUCAACCUUCCACUGCAAGCUAUUAAUACCGGCCGCCCCGUGCAGCUUUGCCCGCCCCCCGCAUAGGGUGGCACCUUUCCCGGCUCUUCUUGAACUUUCCACUCUCUCCCUCCGUUUUCCCCCUGGGUGCUGGGCUCUGGGCGGGUGCGGUGGCACCGCAGCCUCGCCUGCCAACCUGCUGCAGACGCUCCUCCGCGCCGCCGGCUCCAAAAAAGCGCCGGGGCUGCGGAACCGCGUCUGUACCGCACAUACUCGCUGAGGGGCGGAGGGAUGGACAGCCGCCUGCUUCUUGUGCGCGUUCUGCCUUUGCAUCUUCAGCGUGAUGUUUGAGCCUUCAUUAACAAAACCGGGUACUGAGGGUGAAAGGAAGGGGGUUCGCAGGCAGGUGUGCAGUGUUCCGGAGUUACUUUUCCCUCUCAGCACCGGCCCAUACAGUGCAGACCUCUAAGUUCAGAAGGGAUGCCUGGGAAGGCUGCAGAAAGUUUGGCAGUGUGCGAGCUUGCUCUGUGAGUCCUGAUGCUGCACGCAACCUGGAGUUGUUCUGUGCCAGUAUAAAGCUGUAUCUGUGCAUGGUGCACAAAAACUCCAGCACCCUUAGGUGGGCUCUGCUGAUGCCGAAGGAAAGUAGUAGCAAUAGAGCCUAAAUAAAGAACCUGUAGUUACUUCAGCAAGUGGGCAUAAACUGCAAAAUCUACAAGUUUCCCCUGAGGAGGAGCCUGCUUUUCAACCCCAAGCAAACAUACACUUUAGUGCACUUUCAAACUGAGUAAGCAGGGGGAAGGUGGAGAAGGAGAGAAUUGUGGUUUCUGUGUGCAUUUGGUCUAGAAGCUUCUAGCUGCUUUCAGUUUGCAAUUUAACAUGGAUGAGUUAUUUGAUUGCAGAUUAGAUCUGUAGGAGGUUUUGUACAUGGACUCUAGACCCUGAUACACUGAGGAACACAGAGAAGCAUCUAAGCUGGUUCUGGUCCAGCAGGUCUAGCAGGUCUUGUUAGGGGAGGCACAGCAAAAAUAUAGGAGAUACUUCUUCAUCUAAUGAGUCUGUGUGGCACUGAAUUUACAUUCUCCAGUCAGUACUAACACACAAGUUCUCUACAAUCCCAAUUCAUCAGGUCUGACCUCUCUCUUUUCAUCUAAAUUUUCUAAUAAUAGAUCAACUAUAGUUGGUUUAAUAUAAAUUUUUGCAGAUCACCUGCCUCAUGUUUGGCAAUGAAGUUUCUGUUUGAAGUUUCUGAUACUUUUUCAGCCACAUAUUGUAUAUGUCAUAAUCCAGCUUUUGAUAAUUGCAGUAUGUAGAAAUGAUGCCAAAUUAUCUACAACUGCCAAACAUGCUAGAAUCAAGUUUAGGAAAGUGAUAAAUAGUAGAAAGGAAAGGAUACCUCUUAGUGGAGAUCGCUUGCAGAUGUUAUAUGUCUCAUAUUUUCAGCCAUCUCCCUGUUUUUGGCAUAGCAGUGCAAACUCUUACAUAAGUAAUUUAAAGCAGGUACUGCAAGCUAUGUCCCUUAGUAACUUUCUAAGACUACACAGAUACUGUUUAAGGCCUUCCUUAAGGGCUGUAUGGGCAGAGUUUUAUGGAUCAGGGGACAGAGAUAGUAGCAAAAAGACAGUGAGUAUUUUAGAUUAUGUCAAUGUCAUAAUGCUUUUGUUAGGGUAUGGAUGGAGGGAAGGCAUUUUAGAAGAGGAGAUGCCUUUAAGGCAUUAUAAAGGAGCUUUGUGUCAGGCCUGUUCUCAGAAGAUACAUUGUAGAGACAAUUUUGAAACUAAAGACAGUCACUAAGGAAGAUGGGAGAAUACAAAGAAAAGAUUUCAGAGCUUGAUGGGUAUGCUUAGGUGAAGUGAAAAUGAAAAAUCUGGCAAUAGCUUUCAGGCAGAGUGGAAGACAAGUGAGAUGAUUGCCUCAAACAGCAAAGACUAGCCCAGGCAGUAAAAUGUCCUGAAAAAUAUCUAAUUGCAGCAAGAGUCUGAUACAGCCUCCCAAAACACAGAGCCAAUCUAAACCUGGUCAGCAACAUGCUAGAAUUAUGAAUAGGCUUAUUCAAAGACUAGCUAGAGAUAACAAGGUUUGGACAUAAAACAUAAAAGAUGGCAUGGGGCAACACAGCUCAGCUGGAACUUUGUUGGCAGGUCCUACACAGGCAAGGGCAGGACUCAAGGUAGCCUGUAGCCCAUCAAGAAGGGAGGAUCUUUGGGUUGCUAUCAAAUGGUUGACUUCCUGGGUAUGUCAUGGCUCGAGUCACUGCACUGUGUGGGUUGACCGAAGCCCCACCAGGACAGGCUGUGGCCUCAAGUUCAGUUGCCCAGCUGUGUUGAUCAUGCUGGCACUGCAGACUCACUGGAACUAGGAAAAGGAGUGAGGAAUGCAUAUCUGCACAAGCUCAAAGAUGGCAUUAUGAGAUAACAGCAAACAGAAUAACCAAAAAAGGAAUGACCGUGGCUAUUAAUUUGUGAUUGGAACAGGAACUGAACCCAAGCUCAUCAUGAGCACUGUUUUCACGCUUGAUUGGCCUGGAAGGGCUGAGCACAGGGUGUAAGAAAGGAAUAAAGACAGAAGCCACACACUGUAUCGACUUGGACUCACCACCAGCUUGCAGAUGGACUUACAGCCCAGCCAUCAACAGGGACACUCCUGAUGCCAACUGUAAGGGAAGACAAAAUUCAACCCUGUGUGGCUUGAGUGUGGUGAAGACAUUCCGGGGGAAACUAGGACCAAAAGGAGAGCUCACAGGACAUGAACGAGGGCAAUAAUUUGUGCACCCAUAUUAUUUGAAAUAAGGCUUUAAAACUUUGUUCAAUUGUAAAUAUCUAUCUAGCUGCAAUAAUGAAGAGCUAAGUAAAAUUGUCAGGUUUUUUAGGUAGUUUUUUUAAGAAUAUUGUUUGGUUAGUCUCAGAAUCCAAAAGAAACCCAAGAUGUUGAUGUGUCACACUUAUGCUGAGUUGGAAAAGAAUAUGAUUUAAGACAUCAGGGAUAGCUUGUAGUUACUUCUGCUUGUUGCAUUAUAAAAUAUGACAGUGAUAAGGAGGAAAUAUGCUGGGUAUAUAGAAUUGCACUUUUUUGUUGCAAGGAGUAAUUCUAUCCUUGAAGUCCACAGUAGGGCACAAACCUUCAUCAGUCUAACCCUAUCCCGUUAUUUUGUGUGACGUGCCUGUGACAGGCUAUUAAGAAUGUCACCUGCUGCGUACCACCUGAACUAUACCCUGCCUGUUUUUCAUUCUCAGCUUCGCUGAGCUGUCCCAGUAUCCCUGCUUUCCCUUGCUCCCCGGCAGUGUAAAGCAAAUCAAUUCCUGUCCUUUUAGUUUAGAAGGGAUAAAGUUGUUGGUUUUCCUUAUCCUUUACCGCAUCAUUACAGACUGUAGUAGAUAGUCAUGACCCACAUGCAAGGAGCAUCAGACCUCUUUUCUGUUCCUUUUCAAAUGAAAACAUAGUGAUACACUCAUUUCCUGCUUUAAAACCGAGCAACAUUUAAAGGGGCGUGACCUGAGUUGUAGUAUAGCAGGCAUGCAUGAGACUCAACCCUCCAGCACUGGAUUGGAAAAGGGCUCUCUGUAUCUGCAGUUCCCUGGGAUUUCUGAGCUGCUCUGCUCCUUGUUCACCAACAGAUGUCAACAUUUUUCUAAAACUAUGGGCUGUAGGACUUGCAGAUAGGCAAGGUUUAAUUUUUAAAAAAUUAUUUCCUGGUAUGGUUAUGAUUUCUUCUCCUUUGCUUCUGUACAUUCCCUUCUAUUUUUUAGUAAUUUCAUUUAUGUAAUAUAUACACUGUCCUUUGUUGAUCACAGAUGUAGAUUUUCAAAAAGACUAAACAGCAAUUUUUUUGUAUAGACAUCUCUUCUGAUUCAGCAUAUUCCUGUCUUUACUGUUCAUAGCUCAUCAGCCUAAUUUCAAUUCAUAGAAAGUUAAUAAAAUUAAUUUUAAUUAAGAUGUUAUUUACCUUUCCAGAUGCAAAAUUAUUUUAAAAUGCCUAGUCAAGUUUCAUCAGCUGCUUUCAUUUUGUUCUUUCCUUGCCUUAAAAGCAAUCAAGAUUACUAGACAAAUGUAUGUAUAGACAUUCUGAUUUUAUAUUUCUUUGCAUCCUGUUAGCCAGUGAGUCUACCCUAAUGUGUGUAUGUUAAUACCACCAGAAAGGAUGGGCAAUUCAUGUUUGGUUUUUAUUCCUUAAAGCACACACAGCAACAUUUCACCAGGCUUAGAAAUUGUAAUGUUUUGUCAUCUAUUGCUGUGAAGUGCCAUAUGAAAAUAACACCAAUAACAGUAAUUAUGGAUAGCAAUUGCCUGACUGAUUCUCCUGUACUUUUACUAAAAGAUACUCUUUUUAAGGUUUUAUCAAUUUUCAAUCUCUUUCCUAAUAACUCUUGGGAUUGUAAUUGUAAAAAAAAAAAUAAAUACAGUAACUUUCUUUGUUAAUUUCUUUCUUGAUCUAAUUUUAGAGUUCUCAUUAAUUUGCAACCUAAUCUACUUCUUUGGCUCUAUUUUCCUAGGAUGUAUUUAGAUUUUGAUUUUUUAAAUUUUAUUAUGUAACCUUGGAAAGGUUUUCUUUUAAUGUAUUUUUUUCUAAUUUUGUCUUUCCAUUCAAGCUUUCCUGCUUGGCUGCCUGCACCUUCUCCAUCUCUCUUCUCUGGCUGUGUCAGGGGAAGUUCAGAUUGGAUGUUAGGAAAAUGUUCUUUACAGAGAGAAUGCUUGGUCAGGCACCAAACCUGUCAGAGUACAAGAAACAUCUGGGCAAUGCUCUGACUCAUAUUGUUUAGUUUUAGGCGGUCCUGUGAGAAGCAGGGAGUUGGACUUGAUGAUCCUUACAGGCCCCUUCCAACUUGAGAUAUUCUGUGAUUCUAUGAUCUGCACUAGGUGCCUUCUUUUGCCGUAGUUUUGAGCACUUUUUAAGAAAGCUGGUUGUCCAAGUGUUGUGUUCUCUUUUGUGUGCAGUCAGUUGCAUCUGAAUCUCUUGCUUUAUCUCACCACCUUUUUUGCCCAUUGCUUGAUCUUUACAUCUCAUGGCUUACUGCUUUAGCUUACCUAACAUAUCCCAGUGGUGACUUCAGGGUGCUUAUACUUUCACAGGUAUAGGGCAAAGAAUGUUCAGUUCUGGGAGUUGUCACAUCCACGGAAACACAAGUUUGAGCCCAUUCAGAAAUGGACCAGCCUCACAGUUACCCUGGAUGCUGUAUGCAUGGGAGCACACACUGGCUAAGACCAAGUUCCUGGUCCUCCAGCAGUGCAGGCUACUGAGCACAUUACUGCCCCAACACCAGCCCAGGCUCUCUCUUGAGUGCUUAGACCAGCUGCAGAGCCCGCUUAGUCUUGCAAUGUAGACACUGCUUUUCUUUAUAAGAACGUACCAUAGAACUUUGAAGCAUCCUCACAGAUUUUAUGUAUGUUAAAUUUGUAUUUGUGCUACACAGCACACAAGUCACAGAAUCACAGAAUGUUUUGGGUGGAAGGGAUUUCAAUGAUCACCUAGUCCAAACCCCCUGUCAUGGGCAGUGAUACCUUCUAUUAAACCAGGUUACUCAAAGCCCCAUCCAACCUGACUUUGAACACUUUCACUGGUGGGGCAUCCACAGCUUCUCUGUGCAACCUAUUCCAGUGUCUCCCUACUGUUCCUGUAAAAAAUUUCCUCAUUAUAGCCAAUCUAAAUUUACCCUCUCUCAGUUUAAAACCUUGUUGAUGAUGAAUAGGUAUAAUGAAUAUAGGUAUUUUUGUCUCUUCGGCAAAUGCCAAAUGUUGGCAUUCCUCUCCUUGCUCAAUUUGUCAAAAAACAUGUGAAGAAGAAAGAGCCCACCAAUUCCUUACUAGCUGCAGGGUUUGCAGCAUACUUGGGUUUUGGUUAUUGUGUAGAAGACAGGUGGACUGUAAAUCUGAAAUAGAGAAAAGAGUGGAAAGCCCAUGGGUCCACUCUAUUUAAGAAGAACAGCCAAGUCCCUAGGAAUUGUGUGUCUCCCUCACUUAGGCUGCCUGUGUUCUUAACACGUGAUCCACCCCACUGGCUGUCCUGUGUCUUUUGUCCUGUUCCUCACAGGUUCUCCACAAUCCCAUACUUUUGACUCAUGAAGAUCCUCACAGGGUUUACAGGGACCUUAAAGGCUCACCCGGAGUGACUGACCACUUGACACACAAAAUCUGUUCCCUUACUCACCCUUAGGGCUCCCUCUGGUCAUCUGUCUCACAGAUAUUCUUCCUGAGUGGACCAAGGGGUAUUCCUUCCUUUGUAGCACAUCUCUUUUGCUUGUGUGUGAUGGCUUCUGGACAGCAGAUGAUACGAUCUCAAGUCUGUAUUUAAUGAAAUCCGAUUACCUUUCACGGCAUUUUUGUCCCUUUCCCAGAGGCAGAAAAAAGGCUAUGAUAGAGUUAGGCAUCUUGCAGGAUUUAUAAAUGUAUCCUCCAAUACCUACUCUCAAUUUUCUCAGCUCUGCAGGGAGUAGGAACUGUCUGGAGGUGAGAGGUAUAAGGGGCAGAAGGGAAGACAAGGGAUCAAAAAUCUGUCUGAGACACUGUCAUAGAUAAUUUGUACUUCCAUGUUAAGAAGGAAGGCAGCUAGCAGCCAAGAUCUUCCCCUUCCUUCUGUGUGUGCCCAACAGUAGUUGUUUCCUCCUGACUGACACAACAGACAUACAGAUCAGUCCUCUGUAGCUUCCUUCAAUUCUUGUUAGCCAUGUGUGUUCUCUGUCCCUGCUGUGUUUUCUCCCAUCUCUCUCUUGAAAGAGAUCAUCUGUAGUUGUGUCUGUUCUGGGUCUAGUGAGUGCACUUCCUUCCCUCUCUCCACACUGAAAUGCUUAACACAACUGAAAUGGAGAAACUGUGAUUACAUAGGAAUUGGAAAUUCUCUUAUAUAGUGACAAUUGCUUUCAGUCGAGAGAGUUAAAAUCCUUUGCAAGGCAGCCACACCUUGCUCUGGAUAAAUGCCAGGGAGCAGCAGUCCUCCCAGAUCCAGAGUCUAAGAUGUUAGCUUUCACAUCCUGUGAUAAGAAGAAAGGUGGGGGCUAAGAAGUUUUCUAAGUUUACUUCAAAUCUAGUCCUGUAGGGUAAUCAUCAUGUAGAACACCCGAAGAACAAUUCUAAGCACAUAUACAGGCUACAUGGAGAAUAAAUUGAGAGUAGCCCUUCUGAGAAGGACUUGAGGAUGUUGGUCAACAAGAAGCUCAACAUGACCUGGCAAUGUGUUGCAGCCCAGAAAGCCAAUCAUGUCCUGGGGUGUAUCAAAAGCAGUGGGACCAGCAGGUUGAGGGAGGGGAUUCUGCCCCUCUGCUUCACUCUUAUGAGACACCACCUGGAGUACUGCAUCCAGCUCUGGAGUCCCUAGUGCAAGGAAGGCAUAGACCUGUUGGAAAAAGUCCAGAGGAGGGCCACCAAGAUGAUCGGGGAGCUGGAGCACCUCUCAUAUGAAGACAGGCUGAGAGAGUUGGGGUUGUUCAGCCUAGAGAAGAGAAGGCCCUGGGGAGACCUUAGAGCCCCUUCCAGUACCUGAACGAAACUACAAGACACCUGGAGAGGGACUUUUUACAAGGACAUGGAGUGAUAGGACAAGGAGUACUGACUUUAAACUGAAAGAGGCCAAGUUUAGAUUAGAUGUUAGGAAGAAAUUCUGUACUGCGGGGAUGGUAAGGCACUGGAACAGGUUUCCCAGAGAAGUUGUGUGUGCCUCAUCCAUGGAAGUGUUCAGAGCUGGGUUGGAUGGGGCUUUGAUCACCUGGUCUAGCAGAGUGGAGUGAACAGCUCAUCAGCAUCAAUCCUUAUUCAGACAAAAUAGCUUCUCAGGUCUUGUUUUGCCCCCGUUUUCCAUUGUUUCAGGCCUGCAGAAACUUAUUUGCCCCAUUGCUUUUGUUCUCCUGAGCCACACAGUCCAGUGGACAGAGAGGGGGUCAGGUGCCAUCUUGCCUUUGUCUGAGAAAAUGACGGCGGGUGCUCUCUGUGGGAAGUGUUUUUGUUUGUUCGGCGGUGGAUACGCUUUUGUGAGUAGGGCACUCUCUCUUUUGUUCCCUCUUUAAUUGAUACUGAUGUGGUUAUGGCAAGUUUUUCAGGAAAAUUGUGAUUCCAAGUUGUGGCCUCUCCAAGUGUUUCCUCCGUUGUUGUAAGGGAUCAGGGAAGUGGGCAACUUGAGUGGGGUUAAUUUUCCUGCUGGGUUUUUAAACCAGCACAAUGGGAAGUGUAGUUUUUGUCCUAUGUUAAUCAGCAUGUUUGACUCAUAAAUCUCAUGUUAAACAACAGUGGAGUCUCAUGAUAGUUUGGAUGGAAAAACAGAGCUUCCAGGCAUGUCCAGAGGAUAAGAAAUGAGAAUGAUACUGUCAUUCUUGAUCAGGUUGCUGUUUCUAAGUACUCUGGGACUUGUGGCAAAUCCAAAUCAAGGAUGCAGCUGCUCCAGGACUUACCAUUUUCCUGCGUUUGCCUAACAAGUAUUUGCUUUCAGGGUAGCCAAAUAUGAAAUGCAUGUGAAGAUUGGUGUUGGCACAGGAUGCUGCCCAGGAAAGGGCCACGCCCCCGUGAUGCAGCUCCUUUCAUGCAGUAAGUGUUGCGUUCCAAGUCACUCCUCUGAGUCCUGAAUGACAGAAACUGCGAGAGAGUGGGUUGUACUCUCUGUCUCAAAGUCUUCCUGUUUGCACAGUCACAGCUGCUGCAGCUCGACAGAAGACAACCUCAGGGAAAAGCUAAGCCAAACUUUCAAACUGAGGGAGCCUUAAUAGCACGUAUCACCCAUAGACCCCAAAGGGGUAGGCAAUCAAGGUUAGUACCACCCUCCUUACCUCGUAGAUGGGAAAACAGAUGAAACGAAGCUACAGAAAAGAGAAAUUAUUUUCUUGAGAUUGCAAAGCAUUUUGGAUCAGAGAACUAGGGCAUGAAUCUCCUGUGCCCAGACCUGCUCUCCUAGGUACUGUGUAACUUAAACUGAAGUUAUUUCAGGGAGCUGGUUGUCUCCAUUGUUUGUGCUUGCUCUCCCCCAGCCUCAGAGCAACUUCUAAUACUAAGCAAGAGCUUAUAGGGCCUAAGUGAAGGUAGAAAAAUACAACUUUGGAACAGCAUGUUGCAGCAACUGUGUGUAGCUCUGUACAUAUCCAAUUAGGAGCUAAAAUGCAUGUUUGAAUUAUGUUGUGUUUUCUGUUGAUACAAUCUUUUCAUUUUCUGGGUGUUUCCGUGUAAACCACCUCUACUAAGCAAGUUCCUAAUAGACUUCCUGGAACCUCUGGCACUCUCCCUCUCCAAAUAAAUUGUUAAUGGGAAAGUGAAUACCUGUAUUUCCCUAUUUUGUCCCAUGGUGCUUAGCAGAAUUUGUUGAAGCAGUCAUUUUCUUUGCCUCCAUCAUCUUGAUAUACUUGUCACUUUAAUUUUUUAAUUUUUAAAUUUAAAUUUUAAAUUUAAGUUCAAUUUAAAAUAAUUUUUAAAAUUAUUUAAAUGGUAAAUACUGUGAUAACAAAGCAAAAAAAACAAACAAAAAAAAUACCAAAUCCCCCAAAAAGUUGUGUCCACAAAGCUGAUUCCUUUUUGUUUGGAGUUCCUACUAGACAAGAAAAUUACUCCACAGGGUUGUUACAGCUGUCCUUUAUUGCUAAGCCAUGCUGUAAUGGAUGUUGGUCUUCUCUCCACCAGAUAGGAGCUUCCUGAAGAUGAAACCCUCUGCCAUCUAUGAGCUGUUAGUGGACAGUGUUGGGCCAUGGGACUUCACUGGUGGUUUUGUUCCUUGUGAACUGCUACUUGUCGGAGAGGAUGCCUACCCUGUGCUCCUGAGUGCUAAGAAGCAAGUUCUGAUUGCUGUUUCACAGUAUGGGAAGGGCCGGAUGGUGGUUGUUUCCCAUGAAGGAAUCUUGAAGGACUCCAAGUUUUCCCAGUUCCUCAGAAAUGCUGUGGAGUGGCUUAAGCCUUGCCCCGAGGCCCUGGUUGGCGUUCAUUCUCGGUUGGAUUCCCUCUCCCAGGUGCUGCUCAGGGCUGGCACUAAAGUACAGGCUGGGGCAGAGCUCAGCCCCUCCCUGGGAGUGUACUGUGUGGAUACCUAUGACAGCUCGAAGGCAAAAGACCUGGUUGGCUUUGUAAAAGGGGGUGGAGGGCUCCUCAUUGGAGGCCAAGCCUGGCACUGGGCUAGUCAACAUGGCAAGGAGAAGGUCCUGUUCGAAUUCCCUGGGAACCAGGUGACCAGCGUGGCUGGCGUGUACUUCACAGGAAACUCUGUGGAAAAAGGCAUCUUCAAAGUAGCUAAGAAAAUUCCCAAGAUCCCAUUAGUUGUCCCGCACCAGGCCAACCUCAGCCUUGAUGCUGAGUUUCUCCUGCGUGAUGUGCUGGAGCUGGACUUGAUGACGGGGGGCAUUCCCUCCACCUUGCUGGUGCAUGGUGUACUCUCCUUCCCCCUCUGCCUGGACAGCUCGCACCGCUGCCUCUUGGCUGCAGCACACUAUGGCCGAGGCCGUGUUGUGGUGGCAACCCACGAGAGCCACCUGUUCUCCCCAAAGCUGGCCAGAUUCCUGCUCAAUGCUGUCUGCUGGCUGGAUGCCGGGAGAAAGGGGCUGGUGGGUGUGGAUCCCAGCCUGAAGAAAACGUGUAGUCUCCUCUCUGUGGAAGGGGUGAAGUCGCAGGUGUCACAGCUGACAGGUGACCUCAGCGUGUACUGCUGCUCUUCUUACAGCGACAGAGAGGCGGAAAGGAUUCACGCUUUCGUGGCAGAGGGAGGUGGCCUAUUGGUGGGAGGCCAGGCCUGGUACUGGGCUUCUCAGAACUGUGGCAAAGCUGCUGUGGCAGAAUAUCCUGGCAACAAAAUCCUGAACCGCUUUGGGCUGAGUAUCCUGGAGCAGAGUGGCCAGGCGGCCAAGCACCGGCCCGUGGGGCCUGGGGAGCACUACCACUUCCGCAAGGCACUCCUGCUCUUCAGCACGCAGGUGAACAAAUGUGAGGAGCUCACGGAGCCCCUGAAGGACUGGCUGCACUGCCUAGCACGGGACUGUGCUGCCUUCCUGCGCAUCCCAGCCCACGACUGCCCAGCAUAUGCCUCGCUGCACCGCAUCCUGACCAAAGUGCUUCAGAGAAGUGGGAUCCCACAGGUCAGCAGGCACUACCCUGUCAAGAGAAACUCCAAAGAGGCAGUCCUGCUCUGCAUGGCAACCGAGCUGUCCCUCACCAUGACAGACAGUGCAGCCCUGGUGCAGAAAUGUGCUGCUGGGGUCUGUGCCCUCCCUGUCACUGUGGAAAUUGAUGGCACAAACCCAGGUGAGGAGUGUAUCUCCUACAAACCCCCUAACAACUCGUACCCCAGGGUACUUGCACAGUACAAUGGCUUUGGCAAUAAAGCUUCUUUAGGAAACCCUGUGCUCUACACUACAGGUUGCUGUUGUCAUAGUUGUGCUGAUACAGCCAUCUAUGGAGGCAUCCUACAAAGAGGUGAGACAGCCUGGAGGAGUACAGGACUCUACCUCCCUGAAGGGCACACAGCAGUUAUAACAUGCCCAUGCCUAGUGGUCGGUGCUGGUCUGAAGGUGCAGAUUGGGUGUCACACAGAUGACCUCUCUAAUGCCAAAGAGCUGAAACGGGCACCAGUGGUAAUACGCACCUGUGAUGUUGCCUGCCAGAAGCAGUCCAUUUCUUGCCUCUGGGGUGGCCUGAUUUACAUCAUAGUACCAGCAAAGAGUGUCCUGGGGAAGGUGCCCAUCACAGUGGAAGGGGCAGUCAGAGCUCCUUUCUUCAAGCUUGGGGAGACCUGUGAAAGCCAGUGGAAGGCCUGUAUCCGACACUACCCUGCUCCCUGGGCAGAACUGGCUGUUGAGAAUCUUAUCCUGACGGUGCCCUCCGACAGCAUCCGCCACAUGGAGAACCCACGGCCGCUGCUGACCCUGUGGAAUGAGAUCAUGGUGGCAAUAAGCAAAUUGGCAGCCAUACCAACAAAAUUCCCAAGGCCAGAGAGGAUUGUAACAGAUGUCCAGAUCUCAUGUGGCUGGAUGCACUCUGGUUAUCCCAUCAUGGGCCACCUGGAUUCGGUGAAGGAGAUAUUAGAUAUGAAGCAUAUGCAAACUACUGGUCUUUGGGGUCCUAUCCAUGAGCUGGGACACAAUCAACAGCAGCAAGCAUGGGAAUUUCCCCCUCAUACCACAGAGGCCACGUGCAACCUCUGGUCUGUCUAUGUUCAUGAGAAGGUGCUGGGGAUUCCCAGGCAUCAGGCCCAUGAGGCCCUAAAAUCACAGUGUCGGAAGGAAAGGAUAGAAGAGUAUCUGAGGAAAGGUGCUCAAUUAAAGGACUGGAAGAUGUGGACUGCUCUGGAGACAUACCUGCAGUUGCAGGAAGGCUUUGGUUGGGACCCCUUCACCCACCUCUUCUCUGACUACCAGAAAAUGUCCACCAUCCCAAAAGACAACCCUUCUAAGAUGAACUUGUGGGCACGGAAGUUUUCUCAGCAGGUGAAUAAAAAUUUGGCUCCAUUCUUUACAGCCUGGGGAUGGCCCAUCAAGAAAGAGCUGUCUCUGGAACUGUCCUCUCUACCCAGCUGGGAACAGGACCCAAUGAGAUCCUAUAAACCAUAAAGGAAAACUAUCUAAAUCUUGAUUCUCAUACUAGCUAUGGCCUAUCUUUUUCUCCUUGUGUGCUGCAUGACAGCUCACUAUGUGCUUAGAUUUACAAUGGAUUCUUCAGCUUCUUGCUGACAAUGGAGAGCAACCCCAACAGAAAUUCAACAGGAACUUGUCUGCAGAUCAGCAAUCUAAGCUAUCUUCUGAAAGAUUAAAUAACCAAUGAGCUUUGUUCUGUGUUCUUCACCUCAGGACGAAUGUAAUUCUGAGUUUAUUUAGUUCCUACAGAGCCUUUCUCCGAUGAAAUGGAAGUUUUCAGGGUGAAGCAGUCACUGGAACAGUCUCAAGGACAGUAUUAAGGGAAUAUAGAUCUUUAAAGCAAAUAGUAGCCUCCACAAUGUUGUACUCUUCAGUCAUAACCUCAGUGACAUGAGAUUUUCACUAUUGUUUUUCUUACCCUAAAAUCCCUAAUUUUUAAUUCCUCUAAUUAUGCAGAACUUCCACACCUACUAUUAUGAUAGUGACCUUGUAAUGUUUAUAUACAGGUUAUAUAAUACAUAACUGAUACUGAAAUGCUGUAGAUUUCUUCCUACAUUCUAUGACUCUGUGACCCAACAUGCAGCUUCGUGUGUAUAAGUCAAUUAUAAGUUGUAGCUGUCACUCUUAACCAUGGCCUGACAAUAAGACACAUGCCAAUGUAGAUGAGAGAGUGGAAGCAAAGAGGUGACUUGAUUGUAGUCAGUAAUGGUUUAACUCAUGGGCUCAUCAAAAGUUAAAACACAGGCACUGAUCUGACAGCAUGAGGGAGCAGAGAGAAGGAAGACAACUGUUCAUCAAGACAGUAAAAAAAGACCAGAAUAGAAAUUACUCAAAUACUUGUUACAACAGCUUUUCAUUUCUGUGUUGGCUCAGAUGUAGUUCUGAUUUCCCAAUGAUUUAUCGGCCUAAUAUUUUACUUUGUCUUUCAAACUUUUUUCCAUUCUUAUUGACAACUAGUAUGAGUUUAUCUUCCAACAGAAUAAAUGCAGAGGCCAUACAUAGUUUAAACAGUAUCUCAGUACUGGUUCAAAGGUUCGGAAGACUUACAUGGUAUAAAGAUUUAGACCUGACCCUACCUACAGAAGCAUAUUUCAUCCCUAAUGAGUUUAUGAAUAAAAGUUUAGCUUGUGUCCACUUAAAAAAUAUACAAAAUGUCUCAAAGUGCUAUCAGAUCUGUUAUCAGAUCAGUAUAUAAACUGGGGGGAGUUGGCCGGGUGCCACUGAUCACAGCUCAGGGACAGGCUGGGCAUCGGUCAGUGGGUGGUGAGCGACUGGCCUCUGCAUCACUCAGGUUUCCUGGGGUUUAUUCCUCUCUGUGUCUCUUUCUCUACCUUUCAUUGCAACUAUUGUUUUUAUUAUUAUCAUUAGCAUUAUUGUUAUAUUUUACUUUCCUUCAGUUAUUAAACUGUUCUUAGUCCAU
This is a messenger RNA of Pseudopipra pipra, 14756 nucleotides long. It is a transcript of the gene TCAF2, whose product is annotated as TRPM8 channel associated factor 2. Gene Ontology annotation, cellular component: plasma membrane. The transcript is spliced from 8 exons. Gene Ontology annotation, biological process: positive regulation of protein targeting to membrane. The record is from RefSeq and is a predicted model, not a curated record. Gene Ontology annotation, molecular function: transmembrane transporter binding. Lineage: Eukaryota; Metazoa; Chordata; Aves; Passeriformes; Pipridae. Bases 10382 to 13312 code for a protein of 976 amino acids.